Messenger RNA from Rhizophagus irregularis DAOM 181602=DAOM 197198, 818 nucleotides. RefSeq lists its product as uncharacterized. NCBI's taxonomy places the organism in Eukaryota, Fungi, Glomeromycota, Glomeromycetes, Glomerales, Glomeraceae. The record is from RefSeq and is a predicted model, not a curated record.
CAAAAUCCGUUUUGAUUGAAAAAUUAUAAAACGACAAGCAAAGAGAAAAAUUUCAGACUUUUCAAGUCUCAAUCGUCUCAUUGUGACUUUCUUACAUACAGAUUAUAAUAUGAGUAAUAAUAUCGAUGAAUUAAGAAUUGCCACCGGAGCAGCAAUUGCUGGGAUGGUAGCUGUAUGUGGUGCAACAGAAUGGAAUCAAUGGUAUCUUAUUAUUAUUGACAAAAAAGAAAAAAAAGAACAAAGUAUUAAAGAUAUUAGAAGAAUCGUCACAUCAUCCGAUGAUGGUAAACGAUAUGUUACCGAAGAAGUUAACAACAAACAUAUUACCACUUCAACUGAAGGAAAAUACAUUACCAAAUUUACUUCUGGUGGUGAAGAUAUUAUAGAAUACAUUACGACUUUAACCGGUGGGGUUAUUACUAAAACGACAAUUAACGGUGAAGAGUAUGAAUUUAUUACAAGCGAGCGCGUCAAAUCCCAACCUGAGCCCGAACUUGAACUCAAACCCGAAUCCGAAUUUGAGCCCGAACCUGAAUCCGAACCUGAAUCCGAACCUGAACAACCUGAACUCGAAAGAGAAUAUAUUACCAAAUCAGAAAAAAGCAAAUAUAUUAUAAAUACAAUAAAUCCCCAAGAACAUGGUCGUAGAUUCGGUCCUGGUAGGAGGAUGCCGGGCCAGGAAAGGGAGGAUAUAACUUUUGAUUAAAAUGAUUUAACCAUCUGUUUUUAUAUCUAAAUUAUUUUGAAUUAUUUCUAUUUUCUUUUAUCUUUGUAUUUAAUUAUCAUUUUAUGAAAUAAAAAGUGUUUUUUUUUAUUUU